Scophthalmus maximus (turbot) is the source of this 1126-nucleotide messenger RNA. RefSeq names its product leucine rich repeat containing 20 (gene lrrc20). The transcript has 5 exons. Bases 314 to 838 code for a protein of 174 amino acids. The record is from RefSeq and is a predicted model, not a curated record. NCBI's taxonomy places the organism in Eukaryota, Metazoa, Chordata, Actinopteri, Pleuronectiformes, Scophthalmidae. Gene Ontology annotation, molecular function: protein binding.
GACGCGCUGUUUGCUAGCGGCGCCAAAGCUAACUCAUGCUAACGCAUGCUAACUCGCGUCGCGAAGCAAGCAAACACAUUGACACAGUUCGUUCCCAAUGAAGGGGGCUUUUGCCGUCGGAUAUUACCUUGCCAGUGGAACAUCAGCCACACGUUGGGGAGGGGGCGUGUGCCCCCCUCCCGAGAGCUAAAAAUACACACUCACCAAAUUAGACCGAGCCGGUGUGGCUAACGUUAGCUAGCACCGGCUAGCACCGGCAGCUGCCACGCUGCGUGACAGUAGCUCCUAGCCUGGGAACAGUUUCCGCAGAGAAAUGGCUGAGGCAGUUGCAAAAGUGGCCCGGAGGAUUAAUGAAACGGUAGAGGAGGGGAAAGAUAGUUUGGAUCUGUCAAACUGCAAGCUCAUCUCUUUCCCAGACGGUGUGUUCAAGGUCCUGAGGAGUGUCUCGGAAAACAUCUGCGUUGUCACGUUGGCUGACAAUGAGCUGAAGGCCAUUUCCAGCAAGUUCUUUUCAACCUUCACUCAGCUGAGAGAGCUUGACCUGCAUGGCAAUGUUCUCACCAAACUGCCUGACGUCGUGGGAGAAAUGCAGCACUUGACCAGCAUCAACCUGGCUAAUAACAGCCUCUCCAUCUUCCCAGAUAAGCUUACAGAGAUAGCCACAUUGGAGACGAUUAACCUGGAGGGAAAUAGCAUCACUGAAAUUCCAGUGGAGAAGUUGUCCAACAUGCCGGCACUGAAGUGGCUAAACUUGAAGUCAAACCCCUUGGACUCAAACACCCAGUCUGCUCUGCAGUCUCCCCACAAAUUUGACAUUUUGUCCACAACAGAAUCUUAAAAGAUGAAUGAUGUUUCACCACAUAGACUGCAUGCUGCGUGCCUUUAACUACUUCGGUUGGAUGCUUUUGUGUGCCUGAGAGACGAAACAAAACAUAAUACUGAAAAUAUCGCAAUGCUGUUCAGAAAGAAGAAAACAGAGGUGUUUAAAGAGGGCACCCUCCUGGCUGGGGUUUUUAAGUGCUGCCCCACCCAGUGUUCACGACUUUGGGCAAAGGGUUGAUACUUGCAAUUAUUUAUUAUUUUGAUAGUAUUAACAAGUUUUCAAUUAAAGUUUAUACAAAGGAAA